AAAGAAAAAAAUGCUACUAUAUAUUAUGGCCAGUGCUUAAAAACGGUAUCAAAAGAAAAGAAAAAAAAAUGUGGAAGGUGAAGUUAUUGCCAGCGGUGUGGUUAACCAAAUGCUACAAUGAAAACUUUCUCCUGCACCCUUUUAAUGACUCUAUAAAUAUUCUCUGCACACUUUGCUCUUCACCACAGAUAGACACAGUCCCACUCCUCUUAUUCCAUUUACUUCUUGCCUCCCUUGCUCCUUCUCUUUAUCAUCACCAUCAACCAAUUUGAAAUAAAAAAAAAAAAAUAGCAUGGUGUUCCCAAUGGUGCUUCUGAGACUUGCAGACUGGGUCUUGUACCAGCUGCUUGCUAACUCGUGUUAUAGAGCAGCAAGAAAAAUGAAGAGUUAUGGAUUCCAUUUGGGGUAUUUGUCAUCUAAACCACCCCUUCAACCUUCUUCUUUCCCUAGCGUUACCAAAUGUGAUUUGGAGGGUAGAGGCUCACAAACACUUGUUGCUUGUGACAUUCAUAGAGUCCUUUUGAGGUCCCACUCCUUCUUUCCUUAUUUCAUGCUUGUUGCCUUUGAAGGUGGCAGCAUUUUAAGGGCACUCCUCUUGCUCUUGUCUUGUCCUGUGUUGUGGAUUUUAGACCAUGAGUUAAGUCUUAGGGUCAUGACCUUCAUCACCUUUUGUGGGCUAAGAACAAGUGCCAUGGAAAAUAUGUCAAGGGCUGUUUUGCCCAAGUUUUAUUUGGAGAAUCUCAACCUUCAUGCUUAUGAGGUUCUGGCCUCAGCAGGGUCUAAAGUUGUUUUCACUAGUGUGCCUAGAGUUAUGGUGGAAGGGUUUCUUAGGGAGUAUUUGAGUGUCGGUGCUGUUGUUGGCACAGAGUUGCACAGUGUUGGUUGCUACUUUAGUGGUUUGGUUUCUGGUUCUGGCUUGCUUGUGAAGCACAGAGCACUGAAGGAUUAUUUUGGAGACAGAAAGCCUGAUAUUGGGGUUGGAAGCUCUAGUGUUCAUGAUCAUCUUUUUCUCUCCCUUUGCAAGGAAGCAUAUGUGGUGAACAAUGAAGAGGGCAAGGGCAACCCAAGUUCAGUGUUGCCAAGGGACAAAUAUCCAAAGCCCCUAAUAUUCCAUGAUGGAAGACUAGCAUUCCUGCCUACUCCCUCAGCAACUCUAUAUAUGUUCAUGUGGUUUCCAUUAGGAAUUCUUUUAGCCAUUUAUAGAAUCCUUUUGGGUAUUCUACUUCCUUAUGGAUGGGCAAUGGCAUUAGGGGUUUGGAGUGGCAUAAAUCUGCAAGUCAAAGGCAAUGUCCUAGAAGAAAAGUCAGAGCAAAACAAAGGGGUCCUAUUUGUAUGCUCCCACAGGACUCUCCUUGAUCCUGUUUUCCUAAGCACAUGUUUGGCAAAGCCUUUGACUGCAGUCACAUACAGCCUAAGCAAAGUGUCUGAGUUAAUAGCCCCUAUUAGGACAGUGAGACUAACAAGGGACAGAAGAAAAGAUGGUGAAACCAUGCAAAGGCUCCUCAAAGAAGGUGAUUUAGUGGUGUGUCCUGAAGGAACAACUUGUAGGGAGCCAUAUUUACUAAGGUUCAGCUCACUGUUUGCUGAAUUGGCUGAUGAGAUUGUUCCUGUGGCUGUCAAUAGUCAUGUGAGCAUGUUCUAUGGGACCACAGCAAGCGGUUUGAAAUGCUUGGACCCUAUUUUCUUUCUCAUGAAUCCAAGGCCUAGCUACUAUAUUGAGGUUCUUGGAAAGGUUCCCAAGGAACUAACAUGUGCCGGAGGAAGGUCAAGCUGUGAAGUGGCAAACUAUAUACAGCAAAAGUUGGCUUGUGCUUUGGGAUUUGAGUGCACCACACUUACUAGGAGGGAUAAGUACAUGAUGCUGGCAGGGAAUGAAGGGAUUGUGCAUGAAGACAAGUGGAGAAAAUGCUAUUGAUAGAUAUGAAAUGUCAUAUUGUCUUGUCCACUUAUUUUUAGGUUGCCUUAUUUUGUGCUUCUUUCUUCUUCUUCUUCUUUUGUUUUUUUGCUCUUAUUGGAUAUGACAUUUAUGAUUGUGAUAUUAACUGAAUGAUAGUGUCAAGCACUAGCAUAUCUACUUUACGUA
Molecule: messenger RNA, 2083 nt
Organism: Glycine soja
Lineage: Eukaryota; Viridiplantae; Streptophyta; Magnoliopsida; Fabales; Fabaceae
Product: glycerol-3-phosphate acyltransferase 1-like
Exons: 2
Coding region: 293-1915 (540 amino acids)
Biological process (GO): cutin biosynthetic process
Cellular component (GO): membrane
Molecular function (GO): phosphatase activity; glycerol-3-phosphate 2-O-acyltransferase activity
Source: RefSeq, a predicted model, not a curated record